AAGAAGAGGGAGAAAUUUCAUACGAAAAAAUUGGUUGCAAAUUCAUACAAGCAAAAGCAAAACGAAGAAAGUAACGCAUACGUAAUCUAAUCUCCCAAAAAAAAUCCCCAAUUAUCUAAGCCCUAAUCUCGUCUGUGAUUGCGUACAUUCGAAGAAGACGAAUAUGAAGAUCGAAGAGCGAGAGUUAUUCCGAUUCCGAAUCCAGAACUGAGAUUCGGAAUUGAAAGCAUUAACCGGCGUUUGGGUGGUGGGGCGCUAAGAAAAAUUUCACACCCCCUCCAUCCACAAUUAAGAGAAAAAAAUGAUAGAGUGGUUGAAGCAAUUGCGGAUCGCGUUUGGUGCGUCGUUUUUAUGGCUGGUUUGCUUGAUUUACUUCACCCAGGGUUUCAGAUCAUUCGUAUGGACUGCGGUUUCAUACCAGCUAAAAGACAAGCUAAAUCUAUCGCCCGCAGCAUCUCAGUUUGUGACGUCAGUAGCCUUUUUCCCAUGGAGUAUCAAACCACUAUAUGGAAUCUUAUCGGAUUGCGUACCAAUUCGAGGACGAAAAAGAGUUCCUUACUUAGUAAUUGCAACAUUGCUUUCCCUUUUCCCGUGGCUUAUCUUGAGCAUUAAUAUAGCCUCGAGGAGCUCUAAAGUGCCUUUCAUGGUUUUUUUGACUGUCCAAAAUCUGGGCUCCGCUAUGGCUGAUGUUGUGAUUGAUGCCAUGAUAGCCGAGGCUGUAAGACUCGAGAGGGCCUCUUUUGCUGGCGAUCUUCAGUCUAUAUCCUGGAUGGCUAUGGCUUUUGGAGGAAUAUUCGGGAGUUUAAUCGGGGGAUAUGCUCUAACUAAUUUACGAAUAGAUCAAAUAUUUUUAUUUUUUUCGGUAUUACCAGCCAUACAGCUGCUUUCAUGUGGUUUAGUUGAGGAAAGUUCUGUUAUCAGUGAAGUUUCUCCUGUAACAAAUGGAGGCUCCCUCUCAAUAAAUGGCAGAAAUGCCCCUGAAGAUACUUUGAGGAUCAAGAACAAUAGUUCUACUGAUAAUUCUAAAAACAAGAACUUGAGGCGAAAGAAGAGCCAGAAAAAUGAAGAACAAGGGCCCACAACUGUAACAAAAUCCCAGGUUAAUGAAGUUGAGAAAUCUUUUUCAACAAGAUGGCUUCGUUCCUUCAAAACGGCCACGUAUUCAUUGUUUAAAGCUUUUCGACAGCCAAUGAUUUUGAGGCCUAUGACUUGGUUUUUUCUGGCACACGUGACUGUUCCGAAUCUCUCCACAGUGAUGUUUUAUUACCAGACGGAAAUUCUCAAACUGGAAGCUUCCUUUUUGGGGACGACACGUGUUGUCGGGUGGUUGGGCCUCAUGCUUGGAACCCUCGUCUACAAUCGCUACUUGAAGAAAAUGAAACUACGCAAAAUCCUCUUGUUUGCUCAUAUUGGCUUGUCCCUUUUGACUCUUCUUGAUGGAGUUCUCGUUUCAAGAUCGAAUCUUUCACUAGGCAUACCCGAUAAAGUUAUGGUGCUCUUCGGAUCAGCUCUCUCAGAUGGGGUCAAUCAAUUUAAGUUUAUGCCAUUCCUUAUAUUAUCAGGGCAACUUUGCCCACCUGGCAUUGAAGGGACUUUAUUUGCACUCUUUAUGUCUAUAAACAAUUUUGGUUCGACUGUGGGAUCGUUUGUAGGUGCUGGGCUUGCUUCGAUUCUUAAUAUUUCAUCGGGGAAUUUCGACAAUCUUUUCUUGGGAAUUGUUAUUCAAGUACUGUGCACGUACAUUCCGGUUGUUUUUCUGUUUUUGAUACCGAAAGAAGCUACCGGAAUAUCGGCGUAGAAUUUAGAGUUAUUUAGGUGAUACAAGAAACUUGGAGUUCUCCAAUAUAGAUACAGUCAUACAGAGAUCAAACUAGGAAUAUCUAUACUUACAUUGAAAGGGUAUUAUUGGAAUGAUAUUUUUUGUCCUCUCUAAUACAGAGUUGUGGAUUAGUAUGAAUUUUACUUUUGUCAUUCGUCAGAAUGAAAUGACAAAUUGAAUGUUGUUUCAUGAUCUUGAUUUGUUUCGAUU
Erythranthe guttata (spotted monkey flower) is the source of this 2029-nucleotide messenger RNA. RefSeq names its product Major facilitator superfamily protein. The record is from RefSeq and is a predicted model, not a curated record. NCBI's taxonomy places the organism in Eukaryota, Viridiplantae, Streptophyta, Magnoliopsida, Lamiales, Phrymaceae. Gene Ontology annotation, cellular component: membrane.